AUGGAACAUGCUCAAGAACAUGAAGCAUGUCUUGAGCAAACCCAGAGUUAUUGUGUGGAGAGACCAAUAUAUAACCAAGAACUCUUGCAAGGGCAGCUGCACAGACGAGAAAGAACACCUCAGACUUUAAGGCAGAAGAUUGCACGUUCUUGUCGUUGUUCUUCUAAGAAGGCCAAGUCUCAUCUUUACCGUUUCUUGCCAAUUUUAAAAUGGCUUCCCCGUUACCCAGUGAAGGAAUACUUAUUAGGAGACAUUAUCUCAGGUAUAAGCACUGGGGUUAUGCAGCUUCCUCAAGGUUUAGCCUAUGCUUUGCUGGCAGCUGUUCCCCCAGUAUUUGGCCUAUAUUCUUCAUUUUAUCCUGUCUUUCUAUAUACUUUUUUUGGAACCUCCAAGCACAUAUCAAUAGGCACCUUUGCUGUGAUUAGUAUGAUGGUUGGCGGUGUUGCUGUGAGAGAAGUGCCUGAUGAAAUUAUUUCUGUAGGCUACAAUUCUACUAACGUUACAGACUCCAUUGAGUAUUACACUGCUAGGGAUGCCAAGAGGGUACAGGUAGCUGUGACCCUCGCCUUUCUUUCAGGAAUUAUACAGUUGUGUUUAGGUCUCCUUCGAUUUGGAUUUGUAGCCAUCUAUCUAACAGAGCCUCUGGUGCGUGGAUUUACUACUGCUGCUGCAGUUCAUGUCUUUACUUCUCAAUUAAAGUAUCUCCUUGGCAUUAAGACUAAACGAUACAGUGGACCCCUCUCAGUUGUAUAUAGCAUAGCUGCUGUGCUUUCAAAAAUAACAACAACCAAUAUUGCUGCAUUGAUUGUUGGAUUGACGUGCAUUGUUCUAUUGUUGAUUGGGAAGGAAAUCAAUCUCCGGUUUAAGAAGAAGCUCCCAGUUCCUAUUCCUAUGGAGAUCAUUGUGGUAAUUAUUGGCACAGGAGUUUCAGCUGGAAUGAAUCUGAGUGAGUCAUACAGAGUUGAUGUUGUUGGGAACAUUCCUCAAGGGUUACAUCCACCAGCAGUUCCUGAGAUUCAGCUCAUCCCAGCAAUUUUUGUGGAUGCGAUAGCAAUAGCAAUAGUUGGAUUUUCGAUGGCUGUGUCAAUGGCCAAGAUUUUUGCCCUUAAACAUGGUUACACCAUUGAUGGAAAUCAGGAACUUAUUGCCUUGGGAAUAUGCAACUCUGUGGGGUCAUUUUUCCAAAGUUUUUCAAUCACUUGCUCAAUGUCUCGGAGUCUUGUUCAGGAAAGCACUGGUGGGAAAACUCAGAUUGCAGGUGCUCUCUCUUCAAUUAUGGUUCUGUUGGUAAUCGUGGCUAUUGGAUACCUCUUUGAACCGCUUCCACAGACAGUGCUAGCUGCAAUUGUCAUGGUGAACCUGAAAGGAAUGUUUAAACAAUUUGGAGAUGUCACACACUUCUGGAGAACCAGUAAGAUGGAACUGGCCAUCUGGGUGGUAGCUUUUGUGGCUUCUCUUUUCCUGGGACUAGACUAUGGCUUGCUUACUGCAGUAGCGUUUGCAAUGAUAACCAUUAUUUACAGAACACAAAGCCCUCAGUACAGAAUCCUUGGUCAGAUCCCUGACACCGAUAUCUACUGUGAUGUGGAAGAGUACGAAGAGGUUAAAGAAUAUCCUGGAAUAAAAAUAUUUCAAGCUAAUGCAUCACUUUAUUUUGCCAAUAGCGAGUCAUAUACAAGUGCACUGAAGAAAAAGACUGGAGUGGACCCUUGUGCCAUAUCAGCAGCAAGGAGAAAAGCCCAGAAGAGGCAUGCCAGGGAAGUAAAGAAGGCAAAUAAACUCAGAAAGAAAGCUGUAUUGAAACUAGUGAAUUCUUCGACUAACGACAUGGAAGCAAGUGUAAAACAUGAGAUAGCAAAUGAUGAGUUAUCUGUAAAUGGAAAAUUUGCAUCUGCAGAUGCUACUGUACAAGACAUGUAUCCUGAUGAGCAUGAACACUUUGUGGAGCCCAAAGCAAACAUCCACUCUUUAAUUCUGGAUUUUGCCCCAGUGAACUUUGUGGAUUCAGUUGGAGCAAAAACAUUAAAAUCAAUUAUAAAAGAAUACAAAGAAGUUGGUGUCUGUGUCUGCAUUGCCAGCUGUAGUGGCCCUGUUAUGAAUGAGCUGACAAGACUGAAUUUUUUUGAUAACACUGUAACGAGAGAGUUGCUGUUUCACAGUAUUCACGAUGCUGUCCUUGCUUGCCAAGUGAAAGACAGGUCUGCUUCACAGCCUUGACCCCUCAAGAGUGGCACUGAGCAGAAUGGAAGCAAGAUGUACACUGAUGGACACUCUUCCCAAAUAUUUAAUUUGCACAGUUUAAAGAGAGCCUAAAGCUAUUUGUAUCUACGGGUAUAGGGUGGUGUUGAUUUUCUGUAGGAAGAGUGGAUAAGGAAUUGGAAGCCUUCAUGCUGUUGAAUUUUAUCCUUCAAUCAGGGUAUAGCCUUCCAACAACACAGAAGCACAAAAUUAUGCAAGACAAGAAAAUUCAGUGUAUUCUGCUGUAAUUGGAAUCUGAUAG
Molecule: messenger RNA, 2500 nt
Organism: Pterocles gutturalis (yellow-throated sandgrouse)
Lineage: Eukaryota; Metazoa; Chordata; Aves; Pterocliformes; Pteroclidae
Gene: SLC26A5
Product: solute carrier family 26 (anion exchanger), member 5
Exons: 18
Coding region: 1-2217 (738 amino acids)
Biological process (GO): transmembrane transport
Cellular component (GO): membrane
Molecular function (GO): secondary active sulfate transmembrane transporter activity; chloride transmembrane transporter activity; oxalate transmembrane transporter activity
Source: RefSeq, a predicted model, not a curated record